Lolium perenne is the source of this 1044-nucleotide messenger RNA. Its product is annotated as BTB/POZ and MATH domain-containing protein 1-like. Gene Ontology annotation, molecular function: protein binding. Lineage: Eukaryota; Viridiplantae; Streptophyta; Magnoliopsida; Poales; Poaceae. Gene Ontology annotation, biological process: protein ubiquitination. The record is from RefSeq and is a predicted model, not a curated record.
AUGCAAGGAGCAGCAUAUGGCAGCAUGUUGGACUCUGGUUUCGUGUCGUUCAAACUUAACUAUUCAGAGACGAAGGACAUUGCCAUCGGCGCCGUCGUCCACUCCGAUGCCAUCUCCGUCGGUGGACACUCAUGGAGGGUUAACUGCUACCCGCGUGGCUACAGUGAGGCCGACAAGGGCGAGUACAUCACAAUCUUUCUCGAGCUCAUGACAGGGGCGGGCCUAGCUCAAGCCCGCCGCUGGCUCAUGAGCAAGUCCAAAGGCGUCAAGGCCAUCUUCGAGGCCUUCUUGAUGGACAAGGACGGUGCACCGGCCUCGUCCAACGCAAGCAGAUGCGUCAAGGUUUACCCACCCGAGGGCCACAUCUCGUGGGGGUGGUUUCGUUUCGUUACGCGAAGGGAACUCGAGGCUCGGCACGUGGUGAAUGGCUGGGCCACGAUUGUGUUCGGGAUCAUAGUUGUGCGUGAUGACCCCCUAGCCAUUCCGCCCUCUGACAUCGGGGAUCAUCUCGGCCGACUGCUGGACUGCCAAGACGGUUCCGACGUUUCCUUCAACGUCGACGGCAGGAAGUUCGCUGCUCACCGGGCCGUGCUGGCCGCCCGCUCGCCGGUCUUCAAGGCAGAGCUCUUCGGCGCCAUGGCGGAGGCGACCAUGUCCCAGAUCACACUGGAGGACAUCAAUCCUGCUGCUUUCGAGGUUCUCCUCCGGUUCAUGUACACUGACGUGUUGCCUCCAGACGGCGAGCUCGCCGGCUCCCCUGUCGAGAUGUACCGACAUCUCCUCGCCGCGGCCGACCGGUACGCCAUGGAUAGGCUGAAGCUGAUGUGCGCCGAUAAGCUGUGGGAGAACGUGUCCGUAGAUACGGUUGCUGCUACUUUAAACUGUGCCGAAACAUACAACUGCCGGGAGCUCAAGGACAAAUGUAUGGCAUUCUUUGUGGAGGAGCAAAAUUUCAAAAAGGUCGUUUUAACCCAGGGCUAUGUGCAACUGGUUCAGAAGUUUCCAUCCAUUAUGGCCGAGCUGAGGGAGAAGGUGGGGGCGUAG